AUGACCGUGGCCUUUUUCCUCCAGAUAACCAUCCCACUGGCUGUGCUCAAGACUGCUAAGAAAGGCAGAGGCGAGCUCCAAAAGAUCUCCAGCUGGCUCAGGAGUAGCCACCAAAUGAGUGAUGCAGUAUUCUGCAGCAUAAUUGUAAAAGUCGUUCUGGUUAUGUUCGGGGUUCGACAAGCGCGCUCGAUCAUUCUGAUCGACCGCUUGCCUCUGCGCACAUGCUUCCACUCCACGGCACGGCGCAUGCUCGCGCUUGUCUCGCAGGAGCCGCUCCAAGCAUUUCCGAGCGAGGAGCUCGUCGCACUCGGCCAGCGUGACAGGCGGCAAGACACGUACACCAACGGCCUGCAGAGCCGCCCAAUCCAGGCCGCUGCGUCGCGCGCGGGGAUCCCCAGAGCAUCCACCAGCAUCGCCGGGGUCGCCGGGGCUUGA
Molecule: messenger RNA, 435 nt
Organism: Pyricularia pennisetigena
Lineage: Eukaryota; Fungi; Ascomycota; Sordariomycetes; Magnaporthales; Pyriculariaceae
Exons: 2
Coding region: 1-435 (144 amino acids)
Source: RefSeq, a predicted model, not a curated record